AAAAAGGCAAAGGGACCUGCUACUGUUGAUGGAGUAGAUACAACCAAAAUGAAUAGGGAGCAAUUAGAAAUUUAUGCUCACAAAAUACUUGAAGAAAUGGAACGUGAAAGGGAAGAAAGAAAUUUCUUCCAGUUGGAAAGAGAUAAGAUCAGAACUUUUUGGGAAAUUACAAGACAUCAAUUAGAGGAAGCACAAGCAACUGUCAGAAAUAAAGAACGUGAAAAAGAAGAGCUUGCAGAAAAACAUGAAGCAGAACUUAAAUUAUAUAAACAGAAAGUGAAACAUUUGAUGUACGAACAUGAGACUAACUUAUCAGAAACUAAAGCUGAACAUAUGGUUGCUCUUAAAAUGGCACAGGAUGAUCAUACUCUUCAAGAAAAUGAAUUAAUCAAUGAUAAGAGAGAAUUAAAAAGAUUGCAAAAAGAACAAGAUUUAGCACAUAUGAAUGAAAUAAAAGAACUGAAAUUGCAACAUGCAGCAGAAACAGAUAAAUUAAUAAAACAAUUUGAAACUGAAGCUGCAGAAUUAGAACAAAAAUAUGAACAGAAAUUGGCAAGUCAAUAUGAGUCUCUUACACUGAAACACCGGAUGGAAAUAACUGAAGUGGAAGAGAGGAAAAAUACACAAAUUGCAAAUCUGAUAAAAAACCAUGAAACAGCAUUUGCAGAAAUGAAAACUUAUUACAAUGACAUUACUCUUAACAACUUGUCCUUGAUAAAGAGUAUGAAGGAACAAAUGGAUGUAAUGAGAAGUAACGAGGAGCGAAUGAAGAAACAAGUGCGGGAAUUAACGAAUGAAAAUAAAAAAUAUGCUACUGAUGUAAAGUCGUACGAAGAAUCCUUAGCGAAUUACACUCGUCAACUGGCAAAUUAUGAAAAAGACAAACAAAGCUUAGUUAAUACCAAAAAGAGAUUAGCAAUAACUAGUAAAGACCUGGAAAAUUUAAAAUGGGAAAAUGAAGUAUUAGAAUUACGUUUUGAGAAAUGUCAGUUUGAAAGAGAUGAAUUGCAUUCGAAAUUUGUUUCUGCAAUACUCGAACUUCAACAAAAGACAGGGUUGAAGAAUGUUCUUCUGGAAAAGAAACUUGAAAAGUUAUCAGAUUUAUUGGAGCAACGCGAGGCACAAAUUAGCGAAGUGCUCGCUGCUGCUCAAUUGGACCCAAUGGCUGUUAUUAAUGCUAAUAAAAAAUUAGAGAAUAUGCUGAACAGAAAAAAUAGCGCAAUACAAGAUCUCCAGUAUGAAUUGGUGAAAGUUUGUAAAGCUCAUGACGACUUACUUCGAACAUACGAAGCUAAAUUACACGAAUACGGAAUUCCAAAGAGCGAACUUGGUUUUCAGCCAUUGAGAGCAAAGGCAAUAAGUGCAAAGUUUGGAUUGGGACCUGCUGGUCUUGUUACGUCGAAUCGCUAA
Messenger RNA from Habropoda laboriosa, 1410 nucleotides. RefSeq names its product growth arrest-specific protein 8 (gene Gas8). The transcript has 7 exons. The record is from RefSeq and is a predicted model, not a curated record. Gene Ontology annotation, biological process: cell motility. Gene Ontology annotation, cellular component: motile cilium; microtubule; Golgi apparatus. Gene Ontology annotation, molecular function: microtubule binding; small GTPase binding. Lineage: Eukaryota; Metazoa; Arthropoda; Insecta; Hymenoptera; Apidae. The coding region runs from base 49 to 1410 and encodes 453 amino acids.